Molecule: messenger RNA, 3371 nt
Organism: Coffea eugenioides
Lineage: Eukaryota; Viridiplantae; Streptophyta; Magnoliopsida; Gentianales; Rubiaceae
Product: ubiquitin carboxyl-terminal hydrolase 23-like
Exons: 10
Coding region: 198-3020 (940 amino acids)
Biological process (GO): protein deubiquitination
Cellular component (GO): cytosol; nucleus
Molecular function (GO): cysteine-type endopeptidase activity; cysteine-type deubiquitinase activity
Source: RefSeq, a predicted model, not a curated record
UAUUCAAGAAUGUAGGGUUUUAAGCUGUUUAUAGCAAGCUCCAGCCGAAACCUCACAAGCGUUCUUUCUCUCUCACACACUAAUACAUCCCCAGGAACACACGGUUAUUUGAUUCUGUAGAGAGAGCAGAAAUCAGUCUAUAUAUACAAAAUUUUUUAUGUAUGUAUAGCGUUUUGGUUUGAGGUUUUAUUAAUCUGAUGAUGGCGGCGGAGACGAUGAUGAAUUCUUUGUGGGUCGGAUCAGUUAAGGACCCAGAAAAGGAGCCGGUUACAACGUCGGAUGCGUCGAAUUCGAAUGCGGCGUUGUUUCAUCGGAGAAUUGAGUUUCAUCUGGCGAAAAAGCCGUUCAAUGGGUUCAAUGAUGGAGGAAAUAGUGGGAAUGGGUUUAAGCUGGUGACUUUAAACCCGUAUAAUUCGAAUGCCAGUUUAAAAUCGGAGCCCCAUAAAGCUUGGUCCGGGUCCGGGAAGCCCCCCUCGGAGUCUUCCUCGGAGAAUCAUAGCGGGUUGGAUCCGGAGCUUAGCUUUACAAUCACUUUCAGGAGAAUUGGUGCUGGCUUGCAAAAUCUCGGAAAUACUUGUUUUCUCAAUUCUGUAUUACAAUGUUUGACAUACACUGAGCCCUUGGCAGCAUAUUUACAAAGUGAUCGGCAUAAAAUAUCCUGUCGUACUGCUGGGUUUUGUGCUUUAUGUGCCAUUCAGAAACAUGUGAGCCAAGCUCUGGAAUCAACAGGAAGGAUAUUGGCUCCAAAAGAUCUUGUAUCAAACUUGCGAUGCAUAUCUCGGAACUUUAGAAAUGCCAGACAAGAGGAUGCUCAUGAGUACAUGGUCAAUUUAUUAGAAUCGAUGCAUAAAUGCUGCCUGCCCUCAGGAGUGCCUAGCGAGUCACCCAGCGCUUACGAUAAAAGUUUGGUCCAUAAGAUAUUUGGUGGUCGCCUUCGUAGUCAGGUGAAAUGCAUGCAGUGUUCGUUUUGCUCAAAUAAGUUUGAUCCCUUCUUGGAUUUAAGUCUAGAGAUAGUGAAGGCAGACUCGUUAUACAAGGCACUAGCUCAUUUCACUGCCAAAGAGCAGUUAGAUGGAGGGGAGAGGCAAUAUCAGUGCCAGCAAUGCAAGCAGAAAGUCAAGGCUCUUAAGCAGUUGACCGUUUACAAGGCGCCCCAUGUCCUUGCAAUCCACUUGAAGCGUUUUGGUUCGCAUAUGCCUGGCCAGAAGAUUGACAAAAAAAUUGAGUUUGGCCCUUCAUUGGACUUAAAACCUUUUGUGACUGGUCCAUAUGAUGGGGAAUUGAAAUAUACUCUGUAUGGUGUUCUGGUUCAUGCUGGUUGGAGCACACAUUCUGGUCAUUACUACUGCUUUGUUCGGACAUCAAGUGGCAUGUGGUACUCACUUGAUGACAACCAGGUUGUUCAAGUUAGUGAGAGGAGGGUUUUGGAGCAGAAGGCUUAUAUGUUGUUUUAUGUUCGAGAUAGAAUGUAUUCCACACCUAAGAAAGUUGUUGAUGCGAUACAUAAAGAAAGUAUGGUCAUAAAUACAUUUGGAAGGAAAACAUAUCCUAAUCUUAAUCAAGGAUUGAAGGAAAAUAUCAUGAAUGGAGCAGUUGGGGGAAAGUUGAAUGACUCCUUUUCUGCUACUGCUGCUCAGAAAGAUGUAAUGAAUUCUAACAUUAUAAGCCAAAAUCAAAUGAAAAAGGAUCCUGCUCAGAAAAUUAAUGGCCCAACAGCUCCUGAAGAAGCAUGCCUAAAGAAAGACCAGCCUGCAGAAAAUUCACUGAAGGUGCCACCUGUUGACCGCCUCCCCACAUCAAAUAUUAAUGGUGGAGAUUGCUUGGUGCAAUCACUUCCAUCUUCUAGUGGAUCUGAUGGCUUUGUUAAUUUUGGGAAUUCUAGUAACUCAGGCAGUAGCGGUGGCAUAGAACUGACUACUGCUAUUGUUAAGCAAAAAGACAUCAAUAGCCUCCAAAUUUCUGCCGGAAAGAACAAGACUGAUUGUGUGGUCAUACCAACUGAUGGAAAUACGAAAGCGAGCACUGGUAAAUAUCUUAGUGAUGCGGUUGACAGACCAGCUAAUGGUAAUGUCCUCCAUAGAUCUCCUCAAGAUACAUGUGUUCCUUUGGAGGCUAAUGCUGGAAAGGUCGGAUGUUUCCCAGACAGUAUUGGUGUAGCUGAGGGAGGUGCUCAAAAAGUUCGUGAUAUCAAAGAUCGAGCAUGCCAAAAACCAGCAACAAAACACUUGCUUCGCAAAAGGGCUCUUAGUGACAGGCUGCAUUUAGUAAAGAGGAAGCCUUUGAAGCGCCCUGUUACAACCAAGCAUCUUAGCAGAAACAUUAUUUUAGGAGCAGCCUUGGGACGGAGAAAGAAGAAAAAGAGGGCCAGACAUUGUUCCCCAAAAAAACUGGAUGGGAAUCAUGUCCUGUCAGAUCUCGGGCCAUCUACUUCUGAGGAGUCGAAGACUUCGACCAUAAGCUGUUCAGCGUUCCCUCCAAGGGGCUUCAAAUCUAAUGCAGAUGAGAAAGAUAAGAUUCUUGGUUUGAAGGGUAUUACAGACAAUGCUGACCUUCUCAGGGGCGUGAACGUGAAGGUUGUACCAUGUAGGGAUGAAGUUGGUCAACAUGAGAAAGUUCCCUUGUCGGAUACACAAUCACGCAACAGAUAUUCCACCGCGGGUGGAGAGUUAUUUGAUAAUGGAAAAUCAUGUGGCUCCAUGCUCAAGAAAGGUGAAAAGGUGGAGAAUGGUUUGAUGAGGAUUUCUGCUGAUGGUUUGGAAGAGACAACUGUUGCACGUUGGGAUGGUGUUGAAUGUUCUCCUGAAAUUGUAGAAUCCAGAAGUGUGGAAAAUCUCAGAAUUGGUUAUAUUGGGGAUGAGUGGGAUGAGGAAUACGACCAGGGAAGAAGGAAGAAGAUUAGAGGCUCCAAGCUCACAUUUGAUGGAACCAAUCCUUUCCAAGAAAUUGCGACGCACAAGGCAAAAACAAAGAAAGCAAAGCUGGACCGAUCUAGCUCUGCGAACCAGCCAUUCAGGAUAUGAUGAAUCGGAAGCACAGGUCUAGAAUUUGUCGAAUUGAAGAGAAUUCCUCGUAUAGCGGCAUAUCUGCAUUUUUCUGUAACGAUUGUUGCUGGCCAGAGCCGAAGGGUGGUCGAAAUCAGUAUUAACCAAAUAUUUUUAGUCGAUAUUAUUGUUCUCUUCCCCCACCCAAUAAUGUAAUUCGAGACUUGCUUUAACUCCCAGUGUUCUUGUUUGAGUUACCUGUCAGGCUGCCUGGAAAACAGCUGAAUUUUUGCAAUUUAUGUGGAGAUAUGCUGAGGAUUGACCAGCCUCUCUCCAUAAAGUUUUGUUAUCUGAUCCUCGGUCUUUUCUUGUGAGUGGAGAUUUUGUUCA